Messenger RNA from Lactuca virosa, 647 nucleotides. The record is from the annotation of a GenBank genome assembly. NCBI's taxonomy places the organism in Eukaryota, Viridiplantae, Streptophyta, Magnoliopsida, Asterales, Asteraceae.
UAUGACACCGUCUUCUUUAGCCAAUCAAAAUGUCACCGCCAUUCACCUACGUCCUCUUCUUCAACAAAAAAAACCCCGAUGUUACAUUCUUCCACUUUCUCUGAUACCACAUGACUCCUCUGCUGCUUCUCGAGGGGUCGUCGUCUCCGGCGGAACUGGAAUUCCAGUCCUCCUCCGGUUAGGUGGGCGUCUUCGUCUCCCAAGAACCGACAGAGCGAAGAUGAUGCUCUGCUUCAAAGACCGACUACAAGUCGAAGACUACACCAUCUUCAUGGGUCUUACAAAUUCGAGAAGGAUGCGGUUUUGUGCUCCGUUUUUAUUGUUCCAUUUCUUCCAUGGCCGAUGCUUCUUCUAAUCUCCGCCGUAUACUCUCUCAGCCGCUCCUUCUAUUCUUCAAGGCAGAUUUUGUUAUAUCUUCCAAAUGGAAAGUCUCAACAAAGUUAUUGCUUUUCUGUCUCUGUGAGAAACCUGCCUAUAAGGUAUUCGAUGAAAUGCCUGACCCAAUUAAGCUCGGACUAGCAUGUAUAUAUACAAAAACUGAGAGAGGGGUGUCUUGUGGCUAUCUGUUUGGAAUGAGAACGAAUGUUACAGUUGGAAUCAUUGAUAUGGAGUGUGAGCUGAUUGAUCCUGAUAAUCUAUCAAAUUAG